GCGAAUGAAGUGGCGUUCUAUGGAGUUGGGAAAGCCACCGUUUUCCUUGGUUAGAUCUGAUCAGUGUUGAGCUAUUUUCCUGCAUGCCUCGAAGUGUAUUUUCGAUUUAGUGUAAGAGUUGUAUUUUUAAGACGGUGUCGUUGAACCAAUGCGCUAUCAUAUGGCUUCCGAGCAGGGCUCCAGAAGCGAGGCCAUCUCUUUGACCAACGGAAGCUUUAUAAUGAAUGGUGUCCCACACGGGGCUCUUGUCCCGCGGCCAGGUUACUGUUCUUCUCAGGACAUCGUGUGUUCACCUCUCAUGAAUGUUUCUUCUCGCGAGCCAAAACUGGAUUCUUUAGUGUCCGUUGAUUCGGAUAGUGAUUUACAAGACAGUGAUUUCGAUUCUGGAGGAAUUGCUGAAGCAGACACAACAGAUACUUCUGUAGAUCCCGCAUCUGAGCGUUUGGACAGUAAUAAAGAUGAUCCUGGAAAAGAUGGAAAGGGACAUCUGGUCAAACCCCCUUAUUCUUACAUUGCAUUGAUUACGAUGGCAAUUUUGCAUUCACCAGAGAAAAAGCUGACUCUAAGUGGAAUUUGCGAAUUUAUUCGUAAUCGCUUUAGCUUUUACAAGGCUAAGUUUCCUGCAUGGCAAAAUUCAAUCCGCCACAAUUUAUCAUUGAAUGAUUGCUUUAUAAAAAUACCUCGCACACCUGAAUGUCCAGGAAAAGGGAAUUACUGGUCUCUUGAUCCAAAUGCUGAGGGGAUGUUCGACAACGGAAGUUUUUUAAGACGGCGAAAGCGUUAUAAAAGAGCAUCCCCUUAUAUAAAAGACGCAUCUGCUUUCAUGGCGGCUACACUGGAUCCAUAUAGACAUGGUCUCUUUGCUGGUCAUCCUCAUGUAGCUUUAGGCUAUCCUUACAUGCCUCAAUUGCCUCCCCCGGUACCACUCUUGACACCCCAGGACUUAGCAAGAGUCACCCUUCACCCUAUAAACCUAGGGGCGAUACAGCACUCUUUAGCGGGUGUGUGCGCUGGACCCGCUCCGAUAUUCGAUAACUCCGGCGAUGUCACCACCACCUCACCCCAGUGUACCAAAGUUGCGCAUCCUCCCAAACCGAGCUUCUCCAUCGAAAGGAUAAUUGGGGAAGCCAAAACGGCUGAUGUGAAGCCGGAGAUGCUACGCCCCAAUAUGCCGAUUUUGUCCCGUGGGCCACCCCUUGAUACACCGUAUGGCUGUCAUCCCUUGGAAAAGUAUCGACAGUACUUGCAGACGUUCACAUCUCUUGAAGCUAAUGGUACAUGGUCACGAUGACCCAAAACUCUUCCAUCACUGUAGUGAUGUCACUUAUAGAAAAAGCACAUAAUUUCUGUUGUUAGAAAAUACAUUCAUGGAUGUCACUUUUAAGAAUCCGUUAAAUCUGGAAUUCAUUUAUGUUCCAAAUAACUGCACUCAUUAUUUUUACUGGAAAUAUUUAAAGUGAUAAUCUCGCUGGACGAACAAUUGUCUCAGCUUUCCAAAGUCUUCGAGAAAGAAUAAAACCAGGCACAAUUUGCAAUCUUUGUUUCAAAGGUUGAUAAGUUCCAGUAAAAGAACUAAAAAUACCAGUUAGAAAAGGUUAUUACUCAGUUAUGGUAAUUCUUUUGGAAUUUAAAGCUAGUCAUCAUUUUCAAUUUCAGAUAUAUAAAGUAAUAUGCUUUUGAAUGGUAAAAAUGUCUUUAUUUAAGAUCAUUAUGUUUUGUUACUAAAAUGUUUUUAGUUUAAGUGAAAAGCACAUUGUGCUUGUAUUUUUCUGCUAUUUAUUCAAUAGCGAUGCCCAUAAUCCAAGCUUAAUUUAGAUUUUGAAAGAAAUUAAGAGUUUUAUUGAUUUAUCGUUUUUCAAUCGAAGUUGUGUCUUAUCUUUUUUGAAAUAAAUCAUUCAAAAUUAACAAUUAUUAAAUUAUAUAGAUUGUUUACUUUGAAAUUCAAUUUUUAACUAUGCAGUAUUCCAAAUACGCGCAUACGAUGUUUUAUACUAAGGGCUAAAUUGUAUAAUAUUAUUGAAAGAAACUAAAAAAAGUUGACAUAACAUCGAAAUGUAUAUUUUAUACUGUAAUUUGUAUUUUAUUUCUAAGGUUAAUUAAGUAAUUUACUUAUACAGAACAUUUAAAUUGUAAGUUUUAAGAGUUCAUUUCAUAUUUAUAAUCUUGAAUUUUAUUGAAUUAAAUAAGUUUUGACUAAUAUAGUAAGCUUACUGAGUUAAAAGUAAGUGCUGAGUAAUGAGUUUACUGAGUUAAAUAAGUAAAUUUUAAUUAUAAGCAAAUAAUUAUAAUUUUUGCCAUCAGAUAAAAAAUAUAAUUUAAUUGAUGUACUAGAAAUAUUUAACUGAUAUUUCCGAUGCAGCCUGAUAAUUUUAGAUGAAAAUCUUAGAUGAAUACUUUAGCAAAGUUAAAAUAAGAAAGUGGUUGGAAUUCAUGAAAGCUAUUAAUCAUUUUUUAAAUUUAUUUAAAGCUUUGUGCGCAAUGGUAUAAUAUGUUCACUGUUAGCAUGUUCUUUAAAUUUGAGAAUUCGUUUUCAAAAUAUCACUUACACUGUUAGAAAAACAUGUUGAAUCAUAAUAUAGUUCUAAUAAGUUGAAACAUAUUAUCGUGCUUCAUAAGUUUCGAUAUUAUAAAUUAGAAACUUGGUUCAAUUUAACAACUUAUUCAGGCUGUAGCAAAUUUACGCCCUAUUAUGGUUUGAUAUUAAGGUUCAACAUUGAACCGAGUUUUUUAACAGUGUAGUCAGCAUUUUAUUAAAUAACUAUAUUUUAUAAUAAUAUUCAAAUUAACAUUGAUAUAUAUA
Messenger RNA from Parasteatoda tepidariorum (common house spider), 2800 nucleotides. RefSeq names its product forkhead box protein D3-like. Gene Ontology annotation, molecular function: DNA-binding transcription factor activity, RNA polymerase II-specific; RNA polymerase II cis-regulatory region sequence-specific DNA binding. Lineage: Eukaryota; Metazoa; Arthropoda; Arachnida; Araneae; Theridiidae. Gene Ontology annotation, biological process: cell differentiation; regulation of transcription by RNA polymerase II; anatomical structure morphogenesis. The record is from RefSeq and is a predicted model, not a curated record.